CAGCUGGUUUGAGUGACAGGCUGCCCCGAGGCGCGGAGGCCGGAAUGGCUGGUCCGCGCUGGCCGGUCGCUCUUGGUGCAAUACGUGCGUGUUAUGAGCGAGUAUCCAGUGCGCGUGGCUAAGCUAAAGCCGGGACGGGGAGUGGCGUCCGCUACUAGCCAGCGACCGGCCGAAACCGAAAUCCCGCAUAGGCGCGGCGCGCUCUCAAAACCGGAGAGGCCAGUGUUCCCGAAGGGCGCAGUAAGUACGCGUUGCCGCAGCCAGCCAGCCGCGCUCGGGCCCCGCCAGACAGGAACCGAACGAGGGAGAAGCGAGCAAGGCAGCAACAAACGCACAAGCAAAAAUGCAAGCGCGCAGCAAGCAAACAAAAACGUGUCCGGCCCUCCCCUGCGCCCGCGAGAUGAAUUCGGCCCGCCGUGCGCAUGCGCGCGGGACGCGAAAGCAGACUUAAAAAGCAUCAAUAUGGCGGCCUGUUCAACGGCAGGUGUGAGAAGUGUCGGCCUUAACUCGGGAAUAGCCAUGAAGGACUGCUACUCGCAAAUUAAAGGAGGCGAGAAAAUAUGCAGCGGAGAUGCCAACUGCCCGUUUAUCAACGGCAACGAUUCGGGCCAGGGCGAGGAGCGAUGGCUACAGUCCCUCCGCCAGUUCCACAGCGGGCGGAAUCUCCAAAUGGUUCAUCUUUCGCCGUCAGUCACCGAAAAGGAUAUCAUUGAUUUCUUCCAACAAACCGGGACCCUGGUGAAGAAGGUAGAAAUAAACAGGAGGACGCACAUAGCGCGCAUGAAAGUGGACAGCUCGUACGAGUUUGACCCGCUGAUCCGGCCUUGGAACUUCCCGCGCACCCUGCUGGGCACGGACGCCAAGCUGAAGAUGGGCAGCAGCGACAGCUUCCUGUGCGUGACCAACUUGCCCACCAACUGGACGGUGAAACAGUUCCAGGAGCUGUGCGAGAAGUUUGGGCCUGUGGUGCGCUGCUUCCUCAUCUACCAUCACGCCACGGACGAGAGCCUGGGCUUCGGCCUGGUCGAGUACUGCAGCCGCGCCGUCGCCUGCCAGGCCAAGAACCUGCUGCACAAGAAGCAGGUGGCCCAGGGGGAGAUCCACUGCGACUGGCUCGAGCACAACCUGGUGAACUACGCGGACCUGUAUCCGCGCUGCCUGUACGUGGGCAACCUGCCCACAACCUUCUGCGACAUCUAUGCCUUCAGGCAGCUUUUCACGACCGUGGCCAGCCCCACCUACUGCCAGCUGUCCAUCGUAAACGGCGUACCACAAGGCUUCGGCGUAGUGGAAUUCCGUCUGCACGAGGACGCUCGCAAGACCAAGGAGCUGCUCCACGGCCACUGCCUCAACGGCAACCGCCUCAACAUCCUUUUCACCUCCCCUGGCGUGAGCGCCUACAAGCUUUACAAUCGCAUUAUCGAAGAACAGGCUAAGAAGCUGGAAAAGAACAAUGGUAUCAUUCAGACGCCUCAACUCUCGCCCGCUCUGCUCGCUCAAUUCUCGGUCGUGCAGAACUCAAAGGUGGCAAAGACGUUCCAGAAGGCCAUCAACCUCAAGGGCAAAGGGAAGAACGCGUCUCAGGUUUCGACGACUGCGGCGAGUAACCACGCACUCAUAGCACUUCAGAACUUCUUCAACCAGCAGAUUUGCACUCAACAGGCCCUGCCCCAUGCUGUGUUGAUGCAGGGCCAGAUGGCGCUUGGCCUGCCGGCGCCCCCGUCCGAGGCCGGCCAAUACGAGGGCCAGCAGCCCGGCUCGGCAGCCUCGAGCAGCAGCAGUGGCAGCGGGGAGGAGAAGGCCAAGCAGGCGGCGGAAGACGGCGGCUCGCCCGAGGAGCGCCACAAGCGCAAGGGCGAGCCCGUCUACCAGCCCCAGUGUCCACUUAAUUAUUCCACCAUGGAUAAUUCUAGUAAGCACCCCAGCUGGGCCUUUGAGGCAGGCGCCUGCCAGCAGCAGCAGCGCCAGGGAACGUACCCACCCCAGCCACAGCAGCAGCAGCAACAGCAGCAGCAGCAGGUCGAGGCCAACAACGAAGCCAUCAACAUGUCGAGCGAGAGCCGCGACCAGCAGAGCCCCCCGGGGGCAUCUUGCAGCUGGCAGUCGGCGUGGGCGGCGGGAGGACAGCAGUCUCAGGAGCAGUCGGGUCAACCCAUCAUGCAGCAGGGGUCCUCCUAUGACAAGCAGGAAUCCGAUAUGUCCCCAUCAGACCGUAAGCGCAAGGUGCACCAGCUGAUGCCGUCGCCCGAGCCGUCACCCGAGCAUGGCUACAUUGGCCAGCACUCGCAGGCGCUCGGUGGCCACUAUGCCGACUCGUACUUCCGCUACAAGAAGAUGAAGGUGGGCACUUAAGGCCCGCCCACCUCCCCCCCUCAAGCCCCGCGCCUCCUCUCUAUCGCCCCCUCCAACAACGCCACCGGCCUCGGCACACCCGGCUGUGGCAAAUGGCAGCUCUGCUGAGGAGUUCCAUUUCGACCAGGAGACGACGAGCAAAAUCUGAGCAACGCAAGUUAGUUUCGGUUCCGAAUUUUAUUUUAUGAUAUUUUUCGGUUCCUGCGAGCAUUGGUCCGAUUUGCCUUGGGAAAGAAGAAAAACGAAGCAGCUUUAAUCCAGGCUGUUCUCUGAGGGAACUUCCUUAUCCUGUCUGUCGUUGAGACCCUGCCACUCUGUUCGCUUCUGCCUUAGUUGCUUGUCAAUGGUGAUGCAUUGUCCAGAUGGCAAGGCUUUCCACUCCGCGGCUGAGUUGUUGGUUUCUGUCUCGUCCACGCUUCUCUCAUUUGCGUUCGUGCCCACACUUACGUUCCGUUUUUCAACAUUAAGCUUGCCUUGUUGAUACGCAGUAAUCUUCUGAUAUUCACCGCGCACUUCGAGCACGCCUGUUGCCUCCGGCAUUUCUCAGCAAGGCGGGAACUAGGGUGUGUUGGAGGGGGAACUGGGUUCGUAGCAGGGCAGGUCACGGUCCUAGCGGGUCUUGUGGUGGCGGGCAGGUCACCGGGAGGGGCGCGACGCACUGGUGUCGACGGAAUUUGUUGUCGACGCCAAUGACGACAGAACAAAGAUGAAAACAAUGCUCUUCCGCCUCCGGCUACCCCCCCUCCCCCUUUUUCUGCGAGCUCGCAGGCAACUCCCCAUUUUCCUGCCGGAAGGAACUUUAUAUACACACAUGCUAAAAACAAAAAUGCAUGGAGAGAGGCCACGCGCCGCAAGGCGCAUUCAGCGUCAUUGUAGUUGUCGCAAAGCAUUUGCGUUGGAAAACUGACGCAACAUGAGAAGAGACGUCAUCGACGGGCGGAUGCGCUUCCACCUGCCAGGCAGCAUUUGCAGCCUGAAGGUAGCGAUUUCCCAUUUUUCGCAAAGAAAGCUUUGGGAGGGAAAGCGUGCCCUGUUGCCUAGCUUUUCCUGGCGUUCGUUGGGUGAGGUCUUGGGGGCUUUUGCUU
Dermacentor albipictus is the source of this 3437-nucleotide messenger RNA. RefSeq names its product ribonucleoprotein PTB-binding 1-like. Gene Ontology annotation, cellular component: nucleus. NCBI's taxonomy places the organism in Eukaryota, Metazoa, Arthropoda, Arachnida, Ixodida, Ixodidae. The record is from RefSeq and is a predicted model, not a curated record. Gene Ontology annotation, molecular function: RNA binding.